This is a messenger RNA of Zootoca vivipara (common lizard), 2266 nucleotides long. RefSeq names its product flavin-containing monooxygenase 5-like. The record is from RefSeq and is a predicted model, not a curated record. Lineage: Eukaryota; Metazoa; Chordata; Lepidosauria; Squamata; Lacertidae. Gene Ontology annotation, molecular function: N,N-dimethylaniline monooxygenase activity; flavin adenine dinucleotide binding; NADP binding.
CUACAAUUGGUGGAAAUCAGGAACAGAGAAGUCCUCUGAGGGGUUCCUUCUUCACAUACAACUUCUAAGAGAAACGUCUGCUAAGAGCUGUUGAAGAGAGAAAUAAGAGGUUCUCAAUAGCAGCCAACAGGAAACAAGCUGUCAUGGCGAAAAGGGUUGCUGUCAUUGGAGCCGGGGCCAGUGGCCUAACUGCUAUUAAAUGCUGCUUGGAUGAAGGUCUCCAGCCAACAUGUUUUGAAAGAAGUGACGACAUUGGUGGGCUGUGGAGGUUCCAGGAGCACGAUAUUGGGGGCCAGGCCAGCAUUUAUAAAUCUCUAACCAUCAAUACCUCAAAGGAGAUGAUGAGCUACAGUGAUUUCCCCAUCCCUGCUGAGUACCCAAACUACAUGCACCACAGCAAAGUGCUGGAGUACUUCAGGAUGUAUGCAGAACACUUUGACUUGCUCAGACACAUACGUUUCAAGGCCUGUGUCUGCAGCAUAAAGAAACGGCCAGAUUUCCCCAUUACUGGCCAAUGGGAGGUUGUAAGUGAAAUAUAUGGGAAGCAGGAGUCUGCCAUCUUUGAUGCUGUCCUGGUCUGCACUGGACACCACAUAGAUCCUUAUUUUCCACUGGAUUUGUUUCCUGGUAUUGAGAAGUUUAAGGGGAAAAUUAUGCACAGCCGAGAAUAUAAGCACCCUGAAAAAUUCCGGGACCAGCGAAUCCUCGUGAUAGGCUUGGGAAAUUCUGGAGCAGACAUCUCCGUGGACCUCAGCCAUGUCACUAAGCAGAUCUUUCUGAGCACCAGAACUGGCACCUGGGUGGUGAAUCGUGUCUCCGAUGACGGGUACCCCUUAGACGUGGUUCAUUUUACACGUUUCAAAAACCUCCUUCGCAAUAUGCUUCCUUGCACUCUGGUGAACCUGUGGGGAGAGAAGAAGCUGAACAUGAGGUUUAAUCAUGAGAACUAUGGUAUAAAACCCCAGCACAGGUUCCUCAGUAGGUAUCCCAUUGCAGCUGACGACCUUCCAAACGCCAUAAUUUCUGGUAGGGUGCUCAUGAAGCCAAACGUGAAGGAGUUCACUGAGAGAGGAGUGAUUUUCGAAGAUGGCAGCAGAGAGGAAGAGAUUGACGUGGUGAUCUUUGCCACAGGCUACAACUACUCCUUUGCCUUCUUUGAGGAGGGAGUCAUCAAGACAAGGGACAAUGGGAUCCCGCUAUAUAAGUUUGUCUUCCCACCACAGCUGGAAAAGCCCACACUGGCAAUCAUUGGCCUCCUCCAACCUUUGGGCGCCAUCAUGCCAAUAGCUGAACUCCAAGCUCGCUGGGCCACAAGAAUCUUCAAGGGCCUGCUCAAGUUGCCUUCAGAGGAUGAAAUGAUGGCUGACAUAACUGAGAAGAUCAAGUAUAAUGAGAAACGAUAUGUGCCAAGCCAGCAUACCAUGCUCCAGGUGCAGUACGUUGAUCACAUGGACGAACUGGCCUCCCUGUCGGGAGUGAAGCCCAACCUGUCGCGCCUCAUCCUGACGGACCCAAAGCUGGCCUGGGAGGUGUUCUUUGGGCCCUGCUCUCCGGUGCAGUUCCGUCUGAGCGGGCCUGGGAAGUGGGAGGGGGCCAGAAACGCCAUCCUCACCCAGAAGGAGAGGAUUGUCAAGGCCACCAAGACCCGAGGCCUGCAGACCUGCGUGGGCACCAGUCUGCCUUCGACUCCUUGUUUCUUCAUCAAAGUGCUUGGCUGUUUUGCCUUCUUUGCCAUCCUAGUAGCUUACCUGUAGAUUGGCGCCAUUUCCUUGUACCUGUAUACUCUUGUACCUGGCAAACAUCUAGGAUGCUGGGAAGAACAGAUGUGGCAUUAAAGAGAGCAGAAUCUGUUACAUGUUACAUAUCUGUUACAUUGUACAUCUCAAUGUGUCCAGCACCCUAAUCUGAGGACUCUCACAUUCAAAAGUUCCCAAGGAAAGAAAACCUUGUUAUGAUGGAAGAUCAUAAAAAUCUACCCUCUGACUUGUAUGAGUUCUAUGAACAUCCCCCAUCUUUUCCUCCACAGAUCAGGCUUUUGAACUGCUUAGAAGUGAGGAUAAACAGUUUUUGAAAUUACAGAGCAAUAGCCACGUCAAUAUUUUAUUCAUGCAGCUGUCAGUCUACAACAGCUUAUAACACAAUAAAUCUGUCCGUCUUUUAAGAUGUUACAAGGCCCUGAGCAACUCUAUCAGCUUAAGCUUCUGUGAGACAGAGAAAUGUCAAAACUGGAGGUCUGUAGAAUUUCUAAGAAAUAAAACAUACAACA